This is a messenger RNA of Bufo gargarizans (Asiatic toad), 1206 nucleotides long. Its product is annotated as WD repeat-containing protein 88-like. Gene Ontology annotation, molecular function: protein binding. The record is from RefSeq and is a predicted model, not a curated record. The transcript has 11 exons. The coding region runs from base 16 to 1206 and encodes 396 amino acids. NCBI's taxonomy places the organism in Eukaryota, Metazoa, Chordata, Amphibia, Anura, Bufonidae.
GCGUGUGUCUGGAAGAUGCCGCUGCAAGAGAAGGGGAGCCUCCAGGAGACGAAAGCCAGCGAUGAGGAGACCGUGUGGCACAGUGAGAGACUGUCCCAGGUUCCUUUCAGAAUCUUAAAGGGACACCGAGGGGCUGUGACUUCUUGUCAUUUCUGUCUUGAGGAUACAAAAAUUAUAACAGGUUCUUACGAUGGAACCGCAAAACUGUGGGAUUUCUCUACCUGUUCCCCAGUCUGUGAGUUUAAAGAUGAGCACACUGGUCCUGUCUCCGAGUGCUGCCCAGCAGGUGACAACAAGAGGAUGGUGACAUCAUCAUAUGACAAAACUGUGAAGCUUUGGGAUAUGCAGACCGGGAAAGUCCUGUGGUCGGUGAGCCUGGACGGCCUGGUGACAUCAUGCAAUGUUUCAGGAGAUGGAAAGCACGUAGUAUGUGCCGUGGACGUGGACAAUGCCAUCUGUAUCAUUGAUUGUGCAACAGCUUCCAAAGUGAUGUAUGUUAAAGACCAUCACACGUCCACCAUAACAAGAUGCUGUUUUGAUCCAGAAAGUCUGAGAAUUUGUUCAGUGUCAUCUGACAGAUCCGUGAAAUUGUGGGACGUAACUGCAAAACGUGCAACUAUCCAAAUACAACAAGCACACAGCAAUGUUAUUUCGGACUGCGGCUUCAGUGCCAAUGGCCGCUCCUUGUGCACAGCGUCUUGGGACAAAGGUUUGAGAAUCUGGGAUGUUAACACUGGAGAGUUUCGCCACCGCGGAGCGGAUAAUCUCCUCAGCGCCCACACGGGAUCGGUCAGCUCCUGCUCGUUCUCUCAGGAUGCUUCUGUCCUUUUAUCUGGAGGAUACGAUAGAACAAUAGUCCUCUGGGACGUGCCCUCCAAGUGCAAGAAGCUUGUGCUAAAGGGUCACACUGAUUGGGUCCUGGACGUUGCACUGAGCGCCAGUAAGAAGUGGAUUCUUUCUUCUUCAAAGGACUCUACAUUACGGCUGUGGAGCAUAGAGAAUUAUGAGGAAAUUCCCGCUGUCAUCGAGAACAAGAAAGCAAUUGGCCCUCGGCUGUCUCAGUGUGAAGAAUGUGAGAAGCCAUUUCCUGUCAUGCAUUGGGACAACGCAAACGUAAUCACCAAAUGCGUCUUCUGUCGCCUGUCCACCCCGUCCAAUAGUGUGCCCUCCUUACCCACCGUGCCCCAGACCUUGUGUGCCAUGUGA